Messenger RNA from Letharia columbiana, 1425 nucleotides. RefSeq lists its product as uncharacterized. The transcript has 2 exons. NCBI's taxonomy places the organism in Eukaryota, Fungi, Ascomycota, Lecanoromycetes, Lecanorales, Parmeliaceae. Gene Ontology annotation, cellular component: mitochondrion. The record is from RefSeq and is a predicted model, not a curated record. Gene Ontology annotation, biological process: glycerophospholipid biosynthetic process. The coding region runs from base 1 to 1425 and encodes 474 amino acids.
AUGGAGCUGUGGAACGAGCAGGGCACUAAGCCCUUGGAUGCCUCAAAACCCCAGCUUUGGGAGUCUUCUUCCCAACGAGAGGCAUCAAGAAUGACAGACGGGAAAGAUCUCCUCUCACCGCAACCACGACCAACAGUGCGUCGCCUCUCUUCGGCGACUGCCGAUUUCAAGGGCUUGAACAUUGGACCACAUGUUGUUGUACCACCUAAGCAUAUGGAUUCUCCCAGCAAUGCUCACGAAACAGCUGCUGCCCUUGAGCUGGCCAAACACCGUCUCAAGGAUCUCGAUUCAGGCGACGGUGUAGUCACACCUAGCACGCCUCCAGAGACAACGACUACAGAUAGCUACGCAUUCGCCUUCGAUAUUGAUGGAGUCCUCAUACGUGGUGGAAAGCCAAUACCAGAGGCAGUUGAAGCUAUGAAAGUCUUGAACGGUCAGAACGAGUACGGCAUCAAAGUUCCCUACAUCUUCCUCACGAACGGCGGUGGAAAGACGGAGCAGGAACGGUGUGUAGACCUGAGCAGACAGUUGGAACUCGAGAUCUCUCCCGGACAAUUCAUCUGUGGUCACACACCUAUGAGAGAGAUGGCACAGAAGUACAAGACAGUCCUUGUUGUGGGAGGAGAAGGCGAGAAGUGCCGCCUUGUGGCAGAAGGCUAUGGCUUCAGAGAUGUGGUCACUCCAGGCGAUAUCAUGAAAGACAACGACAGAACGACUCCAUUCCGAAGGCUCACCGACCAGGAGACACAGAACUCACGAGUCCGCAACUUUGGCGAAACCGAAAUCGAGGCUAUCUUUGUCUUUGCGGAUAGUCGUCACUGGGGGGACGAUCAGCAAAUCAUCAUUGAUCUACUUACAUCCAAGAAUGGCCGGCUUGGCACGAGCUCCGAGAACUACGAUGAAGGUCCGCCAAUCUACUUUUCCCAUAAUGACCUGAUAUGGUCUGCUGCCCACGAACACACACGCCUUGGCAUGGGCGCCCUCCGCUCCUCGUUAGAAGCGAUCUACAAAAGCAUCACAGGCAAAGACCUGGUAUCGACAGCGUUCGGCAAGCCCCAGCUUGGCACAUUCCAGUUUGCCACACGGUUACUCCAACAAUGGCGCAAAGACACUCACGGUAUCAACAAGCCGCCAGAAACUGUCUACUUUGUUGGCGAUACACCCGAAUCGGACAUUCGCGGUACCAACGAGUUCAACGAAUCUAAGCUGUCCGAAAAUGACUGGUACUCGAUACUUGUGCGGACGGGCGUAUUCAAAGAGGGAACGAAGCCACGGUACACGCCAAGAAUAACGGUCAACAACGUCCUUGAUGCCGUGAAUCAUGGCAUCAAGCGAGAGAUGAGCAAAGCCUCCAAGGCACAGGCUAAGAAUACUGAAGAGGCCAUCGAUGAAAUCGUUGAUGGUGUGCCCGUUGGUGACGAGUGA